GUCUUGCGGGGCAGUGUGGGAGGAAGAAACCUGGGGCGGACAGGCCGGGCCCGCCAGCGGUCUCACAUCUCGAGAUGGCUGGGAGGCAGGAAGAGCAGAGAGGGAGUGCGCCCUUGAGGGCGGAAGGCGCGGCCGACGCGGAGGUUAAGCUCAUUCUGUACCACUGGACGCAUUCCUUCAGCUCUCAAAAGGUGCGCUUGGUAAUUGCUGAAAAGGCAUUGAAGUGCGAGGAACAUGAUGUAAGUCUGCCCUUGAGUGAGCACAAUGAGCCUUGGUUUAUGCGUUUGAACUCAACUGGAGAAGUGCCUGUCCUUAUCCACGGGGAAAACAUAAUUUGUGAGGCCACUCAGAUCAUUGAUUAUCUUGAACAGACUUUCCUGGAUGAAAGAACACCCAGGUUAAUGCCUGAUAAAGGAAGCAUGUAUUACCCACGGGUACAGCAUUACCGAGAGCUGCUUGACUCCUUGCCAAUGGAUGCCUAUACACAUGGCUGCAUUUUACAUCCUGAGUUAACUGUGGACUCCAUGAUCCCGGCUUACGCAACUACAAGAAUCCGUAGCCAGAUUGGAAACACAGAGUCUGAGCUGAAGAAACUUGCUGAAGAAAACCCAGAUUUACAAGAAGCAUACAUUGCAAAACAGAAACGACUUAAAUCAAAGCUGCUCGACCAUGACAAUGUCAAGUAUUUGAAGAAAAUUCUUGAUGAGUUGGAGAAAGUCUUGGAUCAGGUUGAAACUGAAUUGCAAAGAAGAAAUGAAGAAACCCCAGAAGAGGGCCACCAACCUUGGCUCUGUGGUGAAUCCUUCACCCUGGCAGACGUCUCACUCGCUGUCACAUUGCAUCGACUGAAGUUCCUGGGGUUUGCGAGGAGAAACUGGGGAAACGGAAAGCGACCAAACUUGGAAACCUAUUACGAGCGUGUCUUGAAGAGAAAAACAUUUAACAAAGUUUUAGGACAUGUCAACAAUAUAUUAAUCUCUGCAGUGCUGCCAACAGCAUUCCGGGUGGCCAAGAAAAGAGCCCCAAAAGUUCUUGGCACGACCCUUGUGGUUGGUUUGCUUGCGGGAGUGGGAUAUUUUGCUUUUAUGCUUUUCAGAAAGAGGCUUGGCAGCAUGAUAUUAGCAUUUAGACCCAGACCAAAUUAUUUCUAGGCUUGUUGGGAUCUUGUGGUGGCAGCUCAUCCAAGCAUUUAGCUAGACCUUGUGAUUGCCCAUAGCUCUCUUGAGUCUGUUUUAUUGAGUAGUUAGCAGUAUUUUUUCCCUAAAAUUCAGAAGUCAUCUUUGUUAUACAACACAGGAGUUUAGAUAGCAAUAGGACACAAAAUUGCUUCAUUCUCCAACUGCCAGCUCCAGGCAGAAAUAGCAAGGCAAAGAGAUAAGAGUAGGAAAAAUGAGAGAAUGAAGUCUGUGUAGGGUAGAGCCAUAGAAUAUAAUCUUCGGGAGCCUCCAGCAUUCAUGGCUGCCUGUCCCAUUGCUAACCAUCACAUUUAGCUACGUGUGGCCACUGCCCACACGUACACUUCUGUAAUUGAGAACACUUAGGAGAGAACUAGGGAAUCACUGGGGGUAGUGGGCUGGAGAGAACCCCAGGCUUUAUAUGUAUAGCACCUCAUUUGACCUCAGUGUUAAUUUUAAAUGCUUAUGAAACACACGCAUUGCUUUAGUAAGACUAAGUGCUUAUAUACUUGGGAAUGUGAUACUCAUCGGAGCACAUCUGCCUAGCAUUUACUUAAAAGUCUUAAUAUUAAGAUGAUUCCUUCCCAUUUAAGAUGGUUUCCAAUUUGAAUCACCAAAUGGUAAUGGUUCCUUACUGUUUUAGAUGAUGCCUGUGAGAUAUCAUUUCUCUGGAUGAUCACGUCCAGUCAGUGGGGUUAGGAAGGGUGGCCUCUAUAGCCCUCUUCAUGCACAUAAGUGACAUAUAGAUGAAUAUCCCAGCUAAUCACUAGCAUGUCAUAUGGCUGGGUAGUGGGUAUUUUGAUGAUCUGGGAGUACCAAAUAUGAUCCUUCUUCAUUUGGGGAGGCUGGUGUGUUAACACAAAAAUUAUUGUCCAGAUCUUUCAUCUGUUUAUGAUCACCAACAAGGACUUGUUAGAAAGGUCUAGUCUUAGCACUUGGCAGUUAAUCUAGGGAAGAUGAAUUAAAUGGACAGAUAGUGAUGCAUACUUGAAUUCACUCAUGUAUGUUUAAGGGAUUUGGGUGGGGGGGAUCCCUCAGUUCAUCUGGAAGGGACAGUUCGUGGGUCCUAUGAAUAACCAUGGAACUUCAGCAAAUCGUUUGUGCUCAGAAAAAGUCUUUCAUGGUGGCAGGAAGGCAGUUUCCCUGGAGUUGGCCAUGAAGGCCUUAGGAGCCAUUUCCAGUGUCUGGUGGGUAGCAUGCAUAGAGAUGAUGUGCUCAGGUCCCAGCAAACAACAAAAAAGCUUGCUUGGACUGUCUUAGAUGGGCUGCACAAAAUAGCCAAAGAAUGUACUAACUUUAUUGUUAAUAGGAAAGUGUUAAUGUAUCGUUAAUAGGAAAGUGAUACCUGUGAAACAACAACUCUUUGCUGGUAAAAUGAUUCUCUAAUUUGAUUUUGAUGCUGUAAUUCCAUUUCAUGAACGAGUUGUAUUAGAAAAUCUUGAUGAACUAUAUGUUUCCAGUUUACAAAAAAUUAAUAAAACCGCCAGAGCAAACUCAGUCUAAUAAUAAUUGAGUAUCAGCUUUUAUAAUAUUUUAAAUUUGCACAUUAGUGUGUCGUCACAUAGAAUGUCUGAACCUGUUAAUGGGACAUAUGAAUCCAUGUAUUCAUAAGGGCCAUAGAAUUUAUUAUUCAUUAGUUUAUAGUGUUUGAGUUCUUUAUAUCACUCUGUUAGAAACAAGAACCGAGACGUAAAUAAAUAAAAAUUGGAUUUUUGUAAAAACCUUUGAAGGAUAUUUACCGGUGAAACAGUUGUUGGUUAAGAAUAAAAAUUAGAAGUCCAGGGUUAACUUUUCCUUUAAUUUAUAUUAUUCCUGAAUCAUAGGGAAUCUUUCUAGAAUGGGUUUAUAAUUUCCUUGCACAGUUUCUUUGGAAAUAGGUUAAAAGAUAGCGGCAAUUUCAUGUGUUUCAUGGAUACUCAAUUUUGAGUUUUUGUGUUUAAGGUAUUUGUUUAGGGACACAAUGACCACUAGAUGUCACUGUUCAUCCAGGUGACUGAGAUUGGGUGUUUUUGUUCAGCAACCCUUCCAAAAUGUUUCAAGCAAAGAUAGUAAUGACCUCAGUUUCUGAAAUAAGGGCAUCUUCAUCAGAUUAUUUAUCUGUUUUUUAAAAAAGCUUGAGGCAAAUGUGACUGAUUUAUAAUGCUUUGAAAGGCAUUACAGAACUACACAAUGUCAAGCUAGAGUUAAACAUACACUAUUAGCUAAAUAGGCACUUUUAUGUAUUUUAUUUUUCAUGAUCAUUGGUGACUGGUCAGUGUAUUCCUCAAUUUCCAAAAUUUGUAUGAAUAUCACAGUUAGAAAAAUGCCUGAGGUACUAAAGUUAGGUUGGCUAUUUGUGUCUUAACACACAUAAAUACUAUUGUUAUUGCAACAAAUGCCUUUUGAAUCCAUUUUCCAUAAUUGCAGAUAGUUGUAAAUUGCUUGCUUAAUUUUUAGUAAUUAUUGCUGUUGACACCAGAGUUGUAGAUUUUUGGUGUUGUUGAAUGCAAUAGAGAGAUCUGUAAGAUCAAUAAAAGUGAUUGGAAAAUAAAUAUGAACCCUAAAACAAA
Molecule: messenger RNA, 3724 nt
Organism: Saimiri boliviensis boliviensis (Bolivian squirrel monkey)
Lineage: Eukaryota; Metazoa; Chordata; Mammalia; Primates; Cebidae
Gene: GDAP1
Product: ganglioside induced differentiation associated protein 1
Biological process (GO): mitochondrial fusion; mitochondrial fission
Cellular component (GO): mitochondrial outer membrane
Source: RefSeq, a predicted model, not a curated record